AUGAAACCAUUGAUUUAAGAUAAAACAACCAGGUAAGCAUCUUAAUACUUUGAAUUUUAUGCGGAAUACAAAUAAUUUAGUAUCUGGGGGGUUAUGAUAACUUAAUUAUAAAAUGAUAGUGUUAAUAAACCAUAAGGGAACAUACUGAAAGAGUGUAUUCAUUAAGUUUAAAUGAUCAAUAAAAUAAAUUGAUUUCUUGUUCAUCUGAUUAAUAAAUAUUAGUAAUAGAAUACUCAUAGUUGGAGAAAAAGUGGAGCGUUAAAUAGAAGAUAAAACUAGAUUAGUAUGGAUUAAGAUUAUGUUUUAUAAAUGAUAACUAAUUUACACUCUAACGUUAUUGUGAAGAAU
Messenger RNA from Paramecium sonneborni, 348 nucleotides. NCBI's taxonomy places the organism in Eukaryota, Ciliophora, Oligohymenophorea, Peniculida, Parameciidae. The record is from the annotation of a GenBank genome assembly.